Molecule: messenger RNA, 1270 nt
Organism: Conger conger (European conger)
Lineage: Eukaryota; Metazoa; Chordata; Actinopteri; Anguilliformes; Congridae
Gene: hapln4
Product: hyaluronan and proteoglycan link protein 4
Biological process (GO): cell adhesion
Molecular function (GO): hyaluronic acid binding
Source: RefSeq, a predicted model, not a curated record
GACUCGGAGGUGAGGGAGAGAAUUGCACCAAAAUUUCUUGGUAGCGCAGUUUAUCCAGCUGCGGCGACAGGAACAUUGGCUCGCAAAACUUUAGCUAAACAAAGCAUCAUAACUUCUGACGUGCUUUGCUCUUGGCGUGACCAUGGUGCAGCUCUGCGCGCAGUUCCUUGGGCUGGCUGCAGUGACCUGUAUGGUUCGAGGGUUGGCCGUACCUGCGAGCCCCCACCUCUCAGAGAGAGAGAAGGGAAGAAGAAAAGUGGUACACGUGUUGGAAUUGAACACGGGGCGGGUGAUCGUGCAGACGGCCCCGGGGAAGGUGGUCACCCACCGGGGCGGCUCAUCGCCUAGUGGCAGCGACCCCGCCCGCAUCCGCGUCAAGUGGACCAAGGUGUCGGACGCCUUCGUGUUCGAGACGUGUCGUAGGCGCUGGGCCGGCGAGCGAGCGGGCGUUCGGGUCGUACGGGCGGGAGCUCAGGAGGACGCGGGCACCGGAGACGCGUCGGUCGUCAUCCACAACGUCACGCUGCAGGGAUCACGGCACGCGUUACGCAGUUGCGAGGUCACCAACGACAUGGAGGACGACACGGGAUUCGUCACCUCGACCGUGGAAGGUGUGGUGUUCCCCUACCAUCCUCGCCUGGGGCGCUACAAGCUGAACUACCAGCAGGCCCAGGAGGUGUGCCGGCAGCAGGACGCCAUUUUGGCCUCCCACGGGCAGCUGCACAAGGCCUGGCUGGAGGGCCUGGACUGGUGCAACGCGGGCUGGCUGGAGGACGGCUCCGUGCAGUACCCCAUCUCCCACCCCCGCGAGCAGUGCGGCCGCAAGGACGCCCCGCCCGGCGUGCGUAACUACGGCUACCGCCACAAGGAGGACGAGCGCUACGACGCCUUCUGCUUCACCUCCAACCUCAACGGCCGGGUGUACUUCCUGAAGCGCUUCAAGAAGGUGAACUACAGCGAGGCGGCGAAGGCGUGCCAGCGGGACGGCGCGGCGGUGGCGAAGGUGGGCCAGCUGUUCGCCGCCUGGCGCCUGCAGCUGCUGGACCGUUGCGAGGCGGGCUGGCUGGAGGACGGCAGCAUCCGCUACCCCAUCGUCAACCCGCGCGCCCGCUGCGGGGGCCCCGAGCCCGGCGUCCGCAGCCUGGGCUUCCCCGACAGGAAGUUCCGCAUCUACGGCGUCUACUGCUUCCGCAAGAACGCGCCGCCUCCCACCCCGCAGCCGAAGAGGGCCGUCGCCGCCGGCGCCGCCAACGGGACCGGGAACAACUAG